AUGUUUUCUGGUCUUUCUUUAUUAAAACACAGUCGUUCUUUUCGGUUCAAUCUUCCUAGAAUGUUUCAAAGAGCUCAGCAAAAAAAUAGUAUAGCAUAUUCUCAAGCAAAAGAAAAUGCAUCCGUCAAUAGGGAUAUUCACAAUUACUCUUCCGAUGCUUUUCAACCUUCUGUUCCGGCUUCUAAAGCAGUUCAACACCCUUCCCCGAAUCCAACUGCUCCUCUGAAGAGAGAGUUCUCAAACACAAUUCUUCAAAAUUUGGAUGAAAACGAUGCUUUUGACUCUUCGGAUCCAGCGUUGCCGAUUUUCAAUCCCCCUGAAGCGCACGAGAGAGCCGCUUCUGAUACAUUACAUGGGAUUUACAUAGAUGAAAAUGAUAUCGAUGAUGAUUUCGCUGUUGAAUCAGAGAUUGAUCAAAAAGCAAUUCCCUGGUCAUCCUCUCCCGUCGAACAUACAAAAUUAACUGGAUCCAUGAUUGCCAACGCCAAUCGAACCACUUCCACUCUUCCUCGUUUAGUGGAAGAGGCCUCUAGAAACACCGCAGCUCAAACGUCUUUGUCUCGUUCGCAGCAGAGACAUCCCAUUAAGCGGUCUCGUACUCUUCCAUGGGCUUUGGACCCAUUUCGAUAUGGUGAUCCAGUUUCUUCAAAAGAAGAAAGUGCCAAAACAGAAUCCAAACAGGGUAUUGUAACAAAUGAUUCUCAAAAUGCUGCACCCGGAUCCAGAAGUAUCUCACUUGAUAGCUUGCCCAAAACUGGCUUAGCAGCACGAAACGGACGUAUCACAAAAAAGGCGCCUGUUUCCACUGCAGCUGCAAAACCUGUUGAUUCUUCUUUGUUCAGAACCGUUUCGGAUCCAAGUCGGAAACGAGCCGUUCCCAGUAUUUUUCUUUCGGAUGAACAAAAACGAAUUUUAGAUAUGGUCGUUGAACAACAACAUAGUAUUUUCUUCACUGGUUCUGCUGGUACUGGUAAAUCUGUGCUUUUGCGGAAGAUAAUAGAAGCUUUAAAAGUGAAACACAGAAAGCAAACAGACCGUGUCGCUGUUACGGCGUCUACGGGAUUAGCAGCUUGUAACAUUGGCGGUGUCACUUUGCAUUCCUUUGCAGGUGCCGGGUUAGCAAGAGAAUCUGUAGAUUUUCUUGUAUCCAAGAUAAAAAAAAACAAAAAGAGCAUGACUCGUUGGCUUCGAACAAAGGUUCUCAUUAUUGAUGAAGUUUCUAUGGUUGACGCUGAUCUAAUGGACAAGUUGGAAGAAGUAGGUCGUGUUAUACGCAAAGAUGCUAGACCUUUUGGCGGCAUACAAUUGGUUUUAACUGGAGAUUUCUUCCAGCUUCCACCCGUUCCUGACUCGGGAAAAGAAGCGAAGUUUUGUUUUGAAUCGAAUACAUGGAAAACUGCUUUGGAUUAUACCAUUGGCUUAACUCAUGUUUUCCGACAAAAAGAUGAAGAGUUUGUUACUAUGCUCAAUGAGUUACGUCUUGGUAGAUUGUCGGAGAACUCAGUUAGGAAGUUUAGGUUUCUCAGUAGAGAAAUCAAUUAUGCAGACGGACUUCUUCCGACAGAGUUGUUUCCGACGCGUCAUGAAGUCGAGCGGUCGAAUGGAAUGCGUAUGCAACAAAUCCAUCAAGAUCCAUUAACCUUCACUUCUAUCGACAGCGGUACCGUUCGCGACAGAGAAUUUCGAGACAAAUUACUUCAAAACUGUAUGGCUCCUGCACAGCUUGUGUUAAAAAUAAACGCACAGGUAAUGCUUAUAAAAAAUAUCGAUGACCAAUUGGUUAAUGGAUCUUUGGGGAAAGUAAUUGGGUUUAUCGACGAAGAAACGUACCAGAUAGAAAAGAAGGAUGCUGAAAUGCAAGGAAGGAAUCCUUUCGAAUACGAUACUUUGGAUGUACUUCCGUACGAUUUGCCUGACGUGAAGCAAAAAAAACAUAAACUAUUGUCUAUGAAGAAAGCUUCAUCUAUUUCCACAAAAUGGCCUCUUGUACGCUUCAAACUUGCUAAUGGCGGCGAGCGAACCAUAGUGGUACAAAGAGAAACUUGGAACAUAGAGUUACCAAACGGUGAAAUCCAGGCCUCUAGGAGUCAAAUUCCUUUGAUUCUAGCGUAUGCCAUAUCCAUACACAAAGCACAGGGUCAAACCCUCGAUCGAGUUAAGGUAGACUUAGGUCGCGUCUUUGAGAAAGGACAAGCUUAUGUUGCUCUUUCAAGAGCUACUUCUCAAAAAGGGUUACAAAUACUCAAUUUCUCUCCUUCUAAAGUUAUGGCUCAUCCGAAAGUUAUUCAGUUUUACAAACAGCUCGAUUCCGUCAAUGGUAUCCCUAUUCGCAAUGAAAAUAAAGUGAAAACUGGUCCUUUUAAAUGA
This is a messenger RNA of Schizosaccharomyces osmophilus, 2367 nucleotides long. It is a transcript of the gene pfh1, whose product is annotated as 5' to 3' DNA helicase Pif1/Pfh1. The record is from RefSeq and is a predicted model, not a curated record. Bases 1 to 2367 code for a protein of 788 amino acids. Gene Ontology annotation, molecular function: DNA helicase activity; ATP hydrolysis activity. Gene Ontology annotation, biological process: telomere maintenance; DNA repair. Lineage: Eukaryota; Fungi; Ascomycota; Schizosaccharomycetes; Schizosaccharomycetales; Schizosaccharomycetaceae. The transcript has a single exon.